CAAUUCGUCGCUUAGACCUAAGCUGCUGCACACAAAGAUUGAAAUUAUUUCGCCCCUCCAACCACUCUCUUACCAGUACCAUCUCUCCAACGGUUCACACACAAGCCAGCAAACAUGGCGGUUGGAAAGAACAAGAGACUCUCCAAGGGCAAGAAGGGCCUCAAGAAGAAGACAGUCGACCCCUUCUCCCGAAAGGACUGGUACUCAAUCAAGGCCCCUAACCCCUUCAACGUUCGAGAUGUCGGCAAGACCCUCGUGAACCGAACCACCGGUCUCAAGAACGCCAACGACGCUCUCAAGGGCCGUAUCCUCGAGGUCUCUCUCGCCGAUCUCCAGAAGGAUGAGGACCACUCUUUCCGCAAGGUCCGCCUCCGUGUCGAUGAGGUCCAGGGCAAGAACUGCUUGACUGCUUUCCACGGCCUCGACUUCACCUCCGACAAGCUCCGAUCGCUGGUGCGAAAGUGGCAGACCCUCAUUGAGGCCAACGUCACUGUCAAGACUACCGACGACUACCUCAUCCGCCUCUUCGCCAUCGCUUUCACCAAGCGACGACCCAACCAGGUUAAGAAGACCACCUACGCUGCCUCUUCUCAGAUUCGGGCCAUCCGACGCAAGAUGACCGACAUCAUCCAGCGUGAGGCCUCAAGCUGCACCCUCACCCAGCUUACCUCCAAGCUCAUUCCCGAGGUCAUUGGCCGCGAGAUUGAGAAGUCCACCCAGGGCAUCUACCCUCUCCAGAACGUCCACAUCCGAAAGGUUAAGCUGCUCAAGGCCCCCAAGUUCGACCUUGGUGCCUUGAUGGCUCUGCACGGCGAGUCUGGCACUGAUGACCAGGGCCAGAAGGUUGAGCGGGAGUUCAAGGAGCGUGUCCUGGAGGAGGUUUAAAAGGAUUAUUUUGGCAGGUUGGCGCGGGGUAGGCAAUAGGGGCCUCGCGGCUAAUAAACUCAUCCCUACCAAAUUGUUUCGGUCAUCGCAAAUGGCGUAGCAUCACAAGAGGAGCUCCGGGGAUUGGGUUCAUGUUCCUUUGAAUGAAUGGUAAAAAAAAACGUUCGGUCAACACGGCGAAUGAUUUAUGACGUGUGACUUGCUUGUUACGACAUUGGAUGCUGUGGUGACUUGACGCUGGUCGUGAGGGACGUUUUGAGAUGAGAGCCGUAGAAGAAUUCAGAGCUGAUACCCUAUCUACCCAA
Messenger RNA from Fusarium oxysporum Fo47, 1190 nucleotides. Its product is annotated as 40S ribosomal protein eS1. The transcript is spliced from 5 exons. Bases 115 to 885 code for a protein of 256 amino acids. NCBI's taxonomy places the organism in Eukaryota, Fungi, Ascomycota, Sordariomycetes, Hypocreales, Nectriaceae. Gene Ontology annotation, molecular function: structural constituent of ribosome. The record is from RefSeq and is a predicted model, not a curated record. Gene Ontology annotation, biological process: translation. Gene Ontology annotation, cellular component: cytosol; ribosome.